Filobasidium floriforme is the source of this 1134-nucleotide messenger RNA. Its product is annotated as PQ loop repeat-domain-containing protein. The record is from RefSeq and is a predicted model, not a curated record. Gene Ontology annotation, cellular component: fungal-type vacuole; vacuolar membrane. The transcript has 4 exons. Gene Ontology annotation, molecular function: L-cystine transmembrane transporter activity. The coding region runs from base 159 to 1082 and encodes 307 amino acids. Gene Ontology annotation, biological process: L-cystine transport. Lineage: Eukaryota; Fungi; Basidiomycota; Tremellomycetes; Filobasidiales; Filobasidiaceae.
ACUGCCCUAACCUCUGGCUACUAGCUGUUAGCUACCUUGUAUGAACGCAUGAAGCUCGUUGUAGCAGGUCGAUAGACUCAUAGCUCCUUAGCACUUUCUUCACCCGAAUCAGUCUAGAUACUAUCAGUAAACUCGAACCGCCCUUCCGAUCGCCGACGAUGAAGAACCAUUCGGCCCUUCUCGAGGCGAUCUUGCCGUACCUCGGCGUGAUCUACUUUGCGGCUUGGUCCGUCUCAUUCUAUCCCCAACUGUUCCUCAAUUAUUGCCGCAAGAGCGCCACAGGGUUCUCUUUCGACUUUACCAUUCUCAACCCCCUCGGCUUUCUCUGUUACACCCUCUACGCGAUCUUGCUGCGAUACAACCCCGUCGUUAGAGAACAAUAUGCAAGGAGAUCCGAUGGACACGAACCUCAAGUCAGCCGGGCCGAUGUCGGAUUCGCUACGCAUGCUCUUUUGUUGAGCUCGAUCGGACUGAUUCAGGUCUUAUACUAUGGUUUGAGAGCCUCUCGAGGCCAGAGGACCGUCACAAUACAUGGACAGGACAGGGAGACCUACGCCUACGGAACUUUGCCCCAGUCGGAAGACGGGGAAGCGGAGGAUGCCGACCAAAAGGCCUACGUCGAAGAAAGGGGACGAGAGGAACUGACCCGAUGGGGUUCGUGGUCCUUGGUCGGUAUCGCUGUCGUUUUGGUGAUCGAGGGAAUCCUGGUAGCUGCCAAAAAGCAGGAGUGGCUCGACUACGUUCUCAUGAUUUCCUAUGUCAAGCUUUACAUCUCUGUCUUCAAAUGGAUCCCUCAACUCCGCAUGAACCAUAUCCUCCGUUCGACUGAAGGCUUCUCGAUCGUCACGGUCGCUCUCGACCUCGUCGGCUCGAUCACCUCUUUGGCUGAACUCGUUAUCGCAAGUUAUCUCGCCGACGACAUUCCGGCCAUCUGGGGCAAUCCGUUGAAACUCGGCUUGAGCGGAAUUACCUUGUUGACGGACGGUUGGUUCGUGGGUCAGAGGCUAGUUUUUGGCGAGAAGCGGUCGCCAACGAGAGACAAAGCAGGAGAGAGGGAGAGGCUGAUCGCGGACACGAGCUGAUCCGGAUGUCCAGGUCUUUUGGAUAAUAUCGACUGAAAGGGAUGAACCCGAA